This is a messenger RNA of Portunus trituberculatus (swimming crab), 961 nucleotides long. RefSeq names its product small nuclear ribonucleoprotein F-like (gene SmF). Lineage: Eukaryota; Metazoa; Arthropoda; Malacostraca; Decapoda; Portunidae. The record is from RefSeq and is a predicted model, not a curated record. Gene Ontology annotation, cellular component: catalytic step 2 spliceosome; U1 snRNP. Bases 112 to 387 code for a protein of 91 amino acids. Gene Ontology annotation, biological process: spliceosomal snRNP assembly; mRNA splicing, via spliceosome. The transcript is spliced from 3 exons. Gene Ontology annotation, molecular function: RNA binding.
UACGUUUCUAUUUUCCUUUGACUUCAGAACGCAACCCUGAUUUAGUAGCCACGCGGAGGUAAACAGUGAGGCACGCCGGGUGUACACUCUCACUCUUCAUUACUCAGAACAAUGUCUGUAGCAGUGCCCACCCCCAUCAACCCAAAGCCCUUCUUGAACCAGCUGACAGGCCAGGCAGUUGUGGUAAAGCUCAAGUGGGGUCACGAGUAUAAGGGAAUCCUCGUCUCUGUUGACAGCUACAUGAACCUCCAGUUGGCCAACACUGAGGAGUACAUUGAAGGCCAGUCUACAGGUAGCCUUGGUGAAGUGCUCAUCAGAUGUAACAAUGUCCUGUAUAUUCGAGGGGCUGAAGACGAGGAUGAGGAGGAGGGGCAGAUGAAAGAAUAGAGAAUGAGAGAAUGUGUAUGAGAGAGAGAGAGAGAGAGAGAGAGAGAGAGAGAGAGAGAGAGAGAGAGAGAGAGAGAGAGAGAGAGAGAGAGAGAAUGGUGCGGAGAAAAAUUUCAUUCCAUGUAAGAGUUUUAUGAUGUUUUCUGUAGAAGUGGAACAUCAUGACUUCAGAAAGGGAGGGGAAGGAGGAGGAGGAGGAUAGUGAAGUUCUUGGUUAGAAUAUUUGAGACGAUUGAUACCAGCAUUUGUAUAUUUGUUUGGCUCUCUCUCCAGUGAGUGUUUUGUGGUGUGUAUGUGCAACAGUUUUUAGGGAUUACUUCUUUUCAUGAGGGGACUUUUUCUUGUUUAUUUUUUUAUACCAUCAGUUUGAAUUUUCUGUGAGAACAAUUUUGAAUUAGUUGAUUUAUUCCUAUUUUCAAUUGUGCUUUGCUGAACAUUUAAAAGUACAAAAGUAAGACUGAAAUGUAAGUAUGUAAUUCAAUUAAAUGGUUUGAUUUUCCAUUGUCAAAUAACUACAUUGUCUCUUUAUUUAUACUUCUGUAAGAAUAAUAAAUGUAUAGCUCUUUCUUUUUAA